GUUUCUUGGUGUGCUUUACAAGUCAUAUGAUUCAUACAAUGAGGCUGAUACUACGUUACGAAUUUACCUUGGAAGAUUGGGAGCAGACACUGUUGAUGCAGUUGGUGAUGAUGUUGCAGUGGAGGAGAAUGCAACAUUACGCAAUAUUAAUGAAAAACAUGCAAUGGAAGAUGAU
Ilex paraguariensis (yerba mate) is the source of this 175-nucleotide messenger RNA. The record is from the annotation of a GenBank genome assembly. Lineage: Eukaryota; Viridiplantae; Streptophyta; Magnoliopsida; Aquifoliales; Aquifoliaceae.